Molecule: messenger RNA, 639 nt
Organism: Acanthocheilonema viteae
Lineage: Eukaryota; Metazoa; Nematoda; Chromadorea; Rhabditida; Onchocercidae
Source: the annotation of a GenBank genome assembly
AUGAAUGAAUCAUUCGCACUACUAAUCUUUGCCGCUUUAUCUGCCUGUUUUGUUUGCUCAUCAAAAAUGAAUAACAAAUUAGCAUUUGUUAAAUUAUUUGGUAAUAAGCAAUUCUUUUUCAUUAGCUUAUCACAUUGUCAAUUGCUAACGGAAGAAGUUUCACCACUGAAUACAUGUCCAUAUCGUAGUAUUAUCCGUAUGAGUAGCUUAUCAGAUCAGUUCAAUUGCUCACAUUUAACAUUACAUCUCAUUUCACGUGACAAUGAAGUGCCAAAAAUUCUAAUUUUAGGAGCUAAAAGAAUAUUCGGCAAUUUAAUUGCGCAACAGUUGCGAAUUCCAUUGCCCAAACAAAAGCAUACUUUCACAUAUACACAUGUGAAUUUGGAAAGUUCAUAUUAUUAUAUUGGUAACAAUCUACUUCAGAAACAAGUAUUUUAUUAUGUGAAAAAGCGGUUUGAUAACAAGAUUGUCAUCUAUUCGAUACCCUGUGAGGAUAUUAUGCAAACAUUGCUUGAUGGUAAGCCGGGAAUAGCAGUACAAAUGCUCGGUGAUGUUCACUUGCACCAUUUAAGCGUUUCACGUGGUAUUGCCGUAAUUCACGCAUUGGAUGAUGGAAAUACAAAACACUUAAUUACGUAA